AUGAUGACAGAGAUACUAGUAUGAAAUUCCGUUUCCCAAACAGAUCUUUCAUGUUAACAAACGAAAUUCAAAACCGUCUUGGAUCUAAAAUGGUAACUGGUGCCUUCUAUUGGGAUGCUGAUGGUGACCAGACAAAAAAAGUAUCUGUUAAAGGGGAUAUAACUCCUAGUGAAAAUGGUGUAGAUGCCAAUGUUGUUCUCGAAAUGCCAAGUAUUGGACAGGAUGUAAAGCUUGAUUCCAAGGUGAAAUUCAACAAGGGAUCUGUUCUGUUUGAUGGUAAAACUGAAUUCCAGUAUUCCAAAGAUUCAAGGAAGACACUAAUUCUUUCCUCACGACUGGAAGAUCUUUCAUCCGGUACUGACACUAACUACAGCUUUAACCUAGGAAUCAAACAUCCGUAUACUACUGUUGACGUUGAAGUAACUUCACUCCUAGAAUCAUCAGUUUACAAAAAGAUGGCUUCUGUCGAUGUUAAAUACCAAACAGCAAACAAAAUGGCAAAGAACUUUGGAAUAAUGGGAGAAAUCGAUAGCUUAAAGAAAAGCAUCAAGAUGGAUCUGAAAACGCCUAUUAAAUCAAUCAAUAUCCAAGGCAGUGUACAAACUACGGCUCCAUACAAAGUGUCAAUAAAGAACCUGUAUGAUAAUGUCAAACCAGUCAGUGCAGAUAUUGUCUUUGACCCAUCCGAUGUCAGUAUUGAUGUCAACAUGAACUAUGAUAUUGACAAUCCACAAAACAUCCUUCAUGUGAAUGCUAAAAUGUCAGAUGAAAGUGGACUCACUGCCGAAGUUUUCAGAGAUGUGGACAGUAAGAGAGUUUCCGAUACAUUGAUCAACCUGAAACUGAAGACUUCCAAGAUACUCCAUACACGUGUACACUGGAACCCUGAUCUUUUGAAAACCGUCAAGUCUGUUGGAUUGAACAAGAUUCAUAAGUAUGGCAAUGGCAUCAACAAAGCACUGCAAACAUCAUGGGUUGCUGUAGAAGAGGAGGUUCAAGCCAAACACAGAUUGAUCAUAUCUGCUAUUAAAGAAGACAUGAAACCAUACAUCAAUUUUAUGUCAGCUAGAGUUACCGAACUUCAAAAAAUGAGACGCAAUAAUGAUUUCUACUUAAAUGAUAUCGUAGGACAUUUCCAAACAACACAAAAUGUUAUCAGGCAUCAGAUGAAAUCCCUUCAAAAUGAAAUCAACAGUUUAACAAGAGAUAUGGACUGGACACUUUAUAAUUUGUAUCUUGCUGAAAUUACUGAAUUGAUAAAGUUGAUGGAAGACAUGUCAUUACAGUACUACACUGAAGUUUUAGAUUGCAUACAAUCACAGACAACACAGCUGUCAAACACCAUUGAAGGUGUAUAUACCAAAUAUAGAAAACAUGUAACAGAUUCGGUUGCAUCCAUCUCAAGUAACAAAAUUUUGGAAUCAGUUCGUUCAAGAUUACCAACAAUUCCACUGAAACAAAUGGCCGACAGAUACAAUACAGCCAUCUACAAUGCAAGAGAAUCUAUCAAUACCGGGUUAAUAAAAACACUUCCAACCCCAGUAUAUCAUAUGGCUUCAUCGGCAUAUAAGUACUGGGAAAUUGAAGAAAACAUCAGAUCUGUUUUUAUCAAAUUCGUCAAUUUUAUUAAAAAAGACAUUGGAGACGAAUUCAGUAAUAUCAAAGACUUAAUUACUGAUGUUAAGAAAACAAAAGUCACAGUAUAUGACCCAAAGAAAGGUCACUUUGAAAUGGACAUUUAUCUACCUCUGGAAAUGAAAUCUUUAACAGAAGUAAAAAGGAUAACCAAUCCAAUUGAGAAUCUCAGAUCUUACAUUCCACAAUCUAAUCCACUUUCAUCCUGGAACAAUAUAUGGUCUCAUGCAGUUAGUCCAUCGUUUGGUGCCCAUGCUCACAUUAAGGGAGAUCAUUUCACCACCUUUGAUGGACAAGAAUUUGAUUUCAAUGGAAAAUGCAGUUAUGUCCUGGCACGUGACUUUGGCAAAGACAAGUUCAGCAUCAUUCUUAGUUACAUGGGAAGACAGAGCAAAAAAUUGGUUGUCAUGACCUCCACACAAAAUGUUCAAGUGGCUUCAAAUGGAAAGGUCCGUGUUGAUGGAAUAGAGAGCAAACUUCCAUAUGCUUCAGACGAGAUAAAAAUUUCACAAGUAGGAGACAACAUUUACGUCGAUGGAAAUGGUUUUGGUGUGGUCAACAACAUAAAAUCAGCGUCAUAUGACAUUGAACUCAGUCAUUGGUUCCAUGGUAGAACAGGUGGCCUGCUUGGUGUCCAUGACAACGAGAGAUUUGACGACAUGAUGAUGUCUAACAAACAGAUCACAUCUGAUGCAUACGCUCUUGCCAACUCUUGGCAAGUCCAAAAUAAAUGCCGUUAAAUAUAGAACUUUUACCGAAUGAGAUUAACUUUUGUUUUGUUGAUUAUUUGUUAAUUGUUAACUUUUGGUUCUUAUUUAUUUUUUCGUUUAUUAUUUUUUUGUAAAAACAUUUGAUAAUAAUAAAUUGAGAGCAGCA
Mytilus californianus (California mussel) is the source of this 2511-nucleotide messenger RNA. Its product is annotated as apolipophorins-like. Lineage: Eukaryota; Metazoa; Mollusca; Bivalvia; Mytilida; Mytilidae. The transcript has 11 exons. The coding region runs from base 21 to 2375 and encodes 784 amino acids. The record is from RefSeq and is a predicted model, not a curated record.